Messenger RNA from Xiphias gladius (swordfish), 576 nucleotides. RefSeq lists its product as uncharacterized. The record is from RefSeq and is a predicted model, not a curated record. The transcript is spliced from 4 exons. Lineage: Eukaryota; Metazoa; Chordata; Actinopteri; Istiophoriformes; Xiphiidae. Bases 227 to 550 code for a protein of 107 amino acids.
CGCUGCUGAGAGGGCUUACUUUUUAUAUUAGCCACUGUGGCUUGUUCUGUGGCUGAUGGCUGCAGCGCGUUAGCUAACAUACCUUGUUUUCUGUCACUCACUCACGAACAAGAAUUGUUUUAUUUUCCCAUCAUCAUUUUAGGAGCAUCCUAAGUACCACUGUUUCGAUAAAAGAGCGCGGACAGGCCGCUGUACGCGAUAUGGGGGGAAACACAAGAUCGAAAUUAUGUCUGCAGCUGAAAUGAGCGCCGCUGUCCCCAACCAUCGAAGGACCAAGCCAGGAGGCAUAAAGCCCGGGGCUGUGACUAGUAGCAUGACUGGACCGACCUCCCAGAUUCCUGGUCUGUCCCAGAGUGCUGACGAAAGCACUCCCAUGGAGAGGACCACUGGACGGCGGGUUGGGAUAUUUGAGACGGACUCGGACUACACCAAGCUUGCAAAGCAGGGAGGACACAAAGGGCUGUUGAGUCAUGAUGUUGAUGUCGACGAUAAACCAUGGAAACCCUACAAUCCACCCAACUGGUUUGCAGAUGAUGAGUCAGAGAGGUAAGAACACUGGUUAGACAUCUUAAUAAG